Messenger RNA from Sorex fumeus (smoky shrew), 948 nucleotides. RefSeq names its product olfactory receptor 10K1-like. Gene Ontology annotation, biological process: G protein-coupled receptor signaling pathway. Gene Ontology annotation, cellular component: membrane. The transcript has a single exon. The record is from RefSeq and is a predicted model, not a curated record. NCBI's taxonomy places the organism in Eukaryota, Metazoa, Chordata, Mammalia, Eulipotyphla, Soricidae. Gene Ontology annotation, molecular function: G protein-coupled receptor activity; olfactory receptor activity. Bases 1 to 948 code for a protein of 315 amino acids.
AUGGAGCAGAUCAAUGAGACAGCAGUGACGGAGUUUAUUUUCCUUGGCUUCUCCUCUCUAGCCGGACUGCAGCGGCUGCUCUUCUUGGUAUUCCUGCUCCUCUACCUGUUCACCCUGAGCACCAAUGCCAUCAUCAUUUCCACCAUCGUGCUGGACAGAGCCCUCCACACUCCCAUGUACUUCUUCCUGGCUGUUCUAUCCUGCUCUGAGACUUGCUACACCUUUGUCAUUGUGCCCAAGAUGCUGGUUGACCUGCUGGCUCAGAAGAAAACCAUCUCCUUUCUGGGCUGUGCUGUCCAGAUGUGUAUUUUCCUCUUCCUUGGCUGCUCCCACUCAUUCCUGCUGGCAGCCAUGGGCUAUGAUCGCUAUGUGGCCAUUUGCAACCCUCUGCGCUACACUGUAAUCAUGGGACCUAGGGUUUGUGGGGGGAUGGUAGCCUCUGCCUGUGCCUGUGGCUUCACAGUUGCACUUGUCACUACCUCCCUUGUGUUUCGUCUGCCCUUCCACUCAUCUAACCAGCUCCAUCACUUCUUCUGUGACAUCUCUCCGGUCCUCAAACUGGCCUCUCACCAUACCAACUUUAGUCAAAUGGUCAUCUUUACACUUGGUGUGUUUGUCCUGGUCAUCCCACUGCUGCUAAUCCUGGUCUCCUACACCUAUAUCAUCUCUGCCAUUCUGAAAAUCCCAUCUUCUGUGGGACGGCACAAGGCCUUCUCAACCUGUGCCUCCCAUCUCAUUGUGGUCACCGUUCAUUAUGGCUGUGCUUCUUUUAUCUAUUUACGACCCAAGUCCAGCUACUCCUCAGGUCAGGAUAGUCUGAUAUCUGUGUCUUACACUAUCCUCACUCCGUUGUUCAAUCCAAUGAUUUACAGUCUGAGAAAUAAGGAGUUUAAAGCAGCCCUGCGAAGAACAAUGGGCCAAAUUUCACUGCCUUCAAUAAAGAGAUGA